Orussus abietinus is the source of this 1860-nucleotide messenger RNA. Its product is annotated as ubiquitin carboxyl-terminal hydrolase 7-like. The record is from RefSeq and is a predicted model, not a curated record. The transcript has 11 exons. Lineage: Eukaryota; Metazoa; Arthropoda; Insecta; Hymenoptera; Orussidae. The coding region runs from base 1 to 1860 and encodes 619 amino acids.
AUGGAGACCCUGAAGAGCGUAGGAAAUCGAAAUUUAGAGAACGUUUUACCAAAAAUUGCAUUUGCUAAUCGGGAGACCCUGAAGAGCGUAGGAAAUCAAAAUUUAGAGAACGUUUUACCAAAAAUUGCAUUUGCUAAUCGAGAGACUCUGAAGAGCCUGGUGGAGAGGCUGCAAGAGGAGAAGAGGCUGGAACAGAUUCGAAGGAAGGAGAGAAACGAAGCGUACUUGUACAUGACUGUUAAUGUCCUCCUGGAGGACAACUUUAACGGGCACCAGGGCAACGAUCUCUACGACCCGGAACGGGCCCUAUAUCGUAUAUUUAGGGUCCGCAAACAGGCUACCUUGCACGAGUUUCUCGAGCUCCUCAGCGACAGCCUGAAAUACCCCAUAGAGCAGAUUCGCGUUUGGCCGUUUAGCCUGAGAUCCAACCAGACCUGCAGACCGACCUUGAUAGAGCCCGAAGCGGACUUCCAGAAGGCCAUGACGGACUGCGCGGAGAACAUGAACCCCUGGAACGUCUUCGUAGAGCUGGGCCCACCUGACUCCGGACUCUCGGCUCUGCCAUCAUUCGACAAGGACACCGACGUCCUCCUCUUCUUCAAGCUCUACGACCCGAAGAGCAAGAAGAUCCACUAUUGCGGCCAUCACUAUAUGCCAGUCGCUGCCAAAGUUCAGGAACUCGUGCCCAUCCUGAACGAGCGCGCCGGGUUCCCUCUGGACACGGAACUCGUGCUGUACGAGGAGAUCAAGCCCAACAUGGUGGAGAAAAUCGAGAGCCUUACCGAGCCCUUGGAGAAGGUCCUCGAGGAACUCAUGGAUGGGGAUAUCAUUGUUUUCCAGAAGGAGGAGAGGGACAACGAGAUGUAUGAACUACCUACGUGUCGGGAUUACUUCAAGGACCUGUUCUAUAGAAUGGAGGUGACCUUCUGCGACAAGACGAUACCGAACGAUCCAGGGUUCACCAUGGAGCUUUCCCAGAGGAUGACUUAUGACCAAAUAGCCAAAGCUGUCGCGCAGAGGGUCGGGACGGACCCCUACCUUCUGCAAUUCUUCAAAUGCCAAAACUACAAGGAAUCGCCCGGCCACCCGCUGAAGUGCACCUUCGAGGGGACCCUCAAGGACAUCGUCACUUUCUGCAAGCCAAAGACGAGGAAGAUCUUCUACCAGCAGCUCAGCAUCCGAGUUAACGAGCUGGAGAACAAGAAGCAGUUCAAGUGCACAUGGGUCGGUCCGUCCUUGAAGGAGGAGAAGGAGAUCAUCCUCUACCCUAACAAGAACGGCACCGUCGCCACGCUCCUCGAGGAGGCCAAGAAGCAGGUCGAGCUCUCGGAAAAUGGGUCCGGGAAGCUGAGGAUACUCGAGAUCAACAGCAAUCGACUGCUACCCGGCCCGAAGGACGACGUUCCCCUGGAAAAUCUCAACACCUCGGGCAACAAGAUGUACAGGAUAGAAGAGAUCCCCAAGGACGAGCUGGUCCUGGCCGACGACGAGAUGCUGAUCCCAGUCGCGCACUUCCACAAGGACGUCUUCUCCACCUUCGGCAUCCCCUUCCUGUUUAAAAUAAAACACGGCGAGCCCUUCGCGAAGAUGAAGGAGAGGCUUCUGAAGAAACUCGGCGUCCAGGAGAAGGAGUUCGAGAAGUUUGUCGUGGUCGCGGUGAGCAAGCCGCAGUUCAUCAUCGACGCCCCGGAGUACUGCAUCGAUCUCACGGACUUCAAAGUUAAUCCGAACCAGACCUAUCCACUUUUGAACGCAGGCACGGCGCAGCAGAGGCCUUGGCUCGGCCUGGACCACGUCAACAAAGCGCCAAAGCGGUCUCGCAUCAACUACCUCGAAAAGGCCAUUAAGAUAUACAACUAA